AUGUCCUCCGCGUCUGCCUCUACACCGGAGACAAUCCGGGACGAUGUCAAGCUCGCAGAGCCAAAGGCUGUCAACCAGACUAUUGCGCAGAUUCGUUCCCUCGCUGCUGGUGCUGCCGGUGGUGUCUGCGCGGUUAUCGUCGGACAUCCUUUCGACCUGGUCAAGGUCCGCCUCCAGACUGCGGAGAAGGGGGUUUACAGCGGUGCAAUUGAUGUCGUGAAGAGGACGGUCGCCCGUGAGGGCCUUGUUCGCGGAUUGUAUGCUGGUGUUUCGGCUCCUUUGGUGGGAGUCACCCCUAUGUUUGCUGUCAGCUUCUGGGGUUAUGACGUGGGCAAGACGCUUGUCAGCAAAUUCUCCGAAGUGCGUGUGGAGAACAACACCCCUCAGUACAGCAUUGGUCAGAUUUCUGCAGCCGGUUUCUUCUCCGCCAUUCCCAUGACCUUGAUCACGGCCCCCUUUGAGCGUGUGAAGGUGCUCUUACAAAUCCAAGGCCAGAACCCUCCUCCUCCGGGACAGAAGCCUAAGUACUCCGGUGGUCUGGAUGUGGUUCGGCAAUUGUACAAGGAGGGCGGUAUCCGCAGUGUUUUCCGAGGAAGCGCAAUGACGCUGGCUCGUGACGGACCCGGAUCGGCCGCCUACUUCGCCGCUUACGAGUAUAUCAAGCGCUCCCUGACACCUAAGGAUGCGAAUGGCAAUGCCACAGGCCAACUCUCCAUGCCAGCUGUCUUGGCUGCUGGUGGUGCGGCUGGUAUUGCCAUGUGGAUUCCCGUUUUCCCCGUCGACACCAUUAAGUCGCGGUUGCAGAGCGCCCCGGGUAAGCCCACUAUUGGCGGGACUAUCCGGACCGUCUACGCCAGCGGCGGUUUCAAGGCUUUCUUCCCUGGAUUCGGCCCGGCCUUGGCCAGAGCGGUUCCCGCCAACGCAGCUACCUUCGCCGGAGUUGAACUCGCCCACAACUUUAUGAAGAAGUUGUUCGACGACUGA
Aspergillus alliaceus is the source of this 984-nucleotide messenger RNA. Its product is annotated as carnitine:acyl carnitine antiporter. NCBI's taxonomy places the organism in Eukaryota, Fungi, Ascomycota, Eurotiomycetes, Eurotiales, Aspergillaceae. Gene Ontology annotation, cellular component: mitochondrial envelope. Gene Ontology annotation, biological process: carnitine transmembrane transport; mitochondrial transport. The record is from RefSeq and is a predicted model, not a curated record. Bases 1 to 984 code for a protein of 327 amino acids. Gene Ontology annotation, molecular function: O-acyl-L-carnitine transmembrane transporter activity. The transcript has 5 exons.